GGUUUUUUUUUGUUUGUUUUUUGUUUUAACUGUACUGUUUGUGGCACGACUGUAAGCCUGCUUAAUACCAUCCCCCAUUGAAUGAUAUCAUCAUUUUUUUUUUUACUGUGGUUUAUAAAAGUCACUUAUUUUAGACUGCGUCAAGACUUUCUCAGGUUAAGCAAAUCGAUCCGUUCCAACAAGCAAAUCUAAUGAUGAUGGCUGCUUGCUACCUACUGCUAGUAUGGACGGCAUCCUUUUUUCUGGCUUCUGGAUUUGCAAAUGAUGAAAUAGGUGACUACAGAAACAGGAAUCUCACCGCUAUCCCGCCUGAUUUACCCCUUAAUACUACAAAGUUAAUUUUGAGCUACAACAAAAUUGAUAUACACCCCAAAAGCAUUGGAGAGCUUAAUAAAUAUACCAAUUUGUCUGAACUCUAUCUUAACCACAACAACAUCUCAGAUUUACCUGGGCACAUGUUUCAUAACCUCUCCAAACUGAAAGUACUUGAUAUUGCAAACAAUAUCAUUAGCAGAAUUGAGCCAAAAGCUUUCAAAGGCCUGGGCAGCUUGCAAGACCUUUACCUCUGCCACAACCAAAUAAACACUUUACAUCCAGAGGUUUUUGCAAACUUAUCCAGCCUGAAGAAUUUGACGCUGUGUGGGAACAAACUCCGAACCCUUAAAGAAGGAACAUUAAACCUCUUUCGUCUUAAAAGCAUAAACUUACAGGACAAUCCUUGGAACUGUACCUGUAAACUACUGUCACUGCAAAAAAGGGUUAAGGACACAAAUAUAACACUAGCAAACUACAACAAAACUACAUGUGAAAGCCCAAUUGAACUUAAAGGCCAGUGUAUCCUGACAGUGCUGAUCAAUGGCACUCAGUGCUCUGCUGGGUCUACCACAACAAAAGCACCACAACCCUCAACUAUACAAUCAAAAGGGAACACCUCUAGAGCUAUGUCAUCUGUUAUCAAUAGGACACAGACAAAAGUACAAGAUUCCCAGCCUAUUGGGAGCAGCUGGCAUUUUCUACUGGGAGUGAUAGUGGCUGUCCUGAGCACAUCCAUGCUCAUUGUCUGUGCUGUGAAAUGUCCAGCAUGGUAUAAGAUGUUCUUCAGCUACCAGCACCAGCGGCUACGGGAAGAAGCUCCAAAUACCUUAGAAAGCAUGGGCAAAUUCACAGAUGAUGAAGAUGGGUUUAUUGAGGACAGAUAUAUUGAUGCAGUGGAAUGCAAUGAUAGCAGAGAGAACUAAAUGACACCUGAUAAUCCCACGCAACAGAAAAUUCACGUGAGGUUCUUGAUAAGUACAGAGGUAAACAUUUUUAUUCGUUCCUGAUGCCCAAUCCAUAAAUGGCCGGCAACUUUGAGAAUCACAUAAUUGUACAACCUUAGCCUCUGUGUUUUAGAAUAGCAUCACUGUUUUAAGCCCUGCAUAAAGAUACUGUGGCACAGAUACAUACAGAAAUAGCAGAAGAAAGAUUAUAGUAUGUAGUUACCUCGCUUGUUAUGCAUGUAGACAAUGAAAGCUAUGUAAGUCAACGCACCACAAAAUACUUCAAUUUGAUUCCUUGUAAUAAAAUGUGUACAUUUUAAAUAUCACAAUUAACAAAAUAAACUAAACAACAAAAUAAAGUGUGGUGGUGUUAUAAUAAACUUUAUAAACAAGCACAAAAACUUUAAAGCCAUGUAUCUGCCUUGGAUUUAUUUUUCACAAACAGAUAUUAAAUGGCAAAUCUUUACACAGCCAUUUUCUGCCAGAAAUAUCAUGGUUAAAUUAAUGUUUAUAUUACUUUCCAAGUCUAAAGAGGCUGCAAAAGCAGGAAAACUUAUAACACAUCUCAUGGGGGAUGCGGUGGCGUAGCCACUGUUGGGCCUGGGUGGGCCAUGGUCCAUCCAGUUUGCACACUGGCCCAUCCAAAUCUGCAUCUAUGUGAAUGCCAAGUUUAAGUACAUUUAUAAAAAAAAAAAAUAAUAAACAUAAAUUGUGUGCCCCAAAGGCGGGCGUUUAAGUUUAGGUCA
This is a messenger RNA of Polyodon spathula (Mississippi paddlefish), 2005 nucleotides long. RefSeq names its product leucine-rich repeat-containing protein 19-like. The record is from RefSeq and is a predicted model, not a curated record. Gene Ontology annotation, molecular function: signaling receptor activity; protein binding. Gene Ontology annotation, biological process: interleukin-8 production; positive regulation of non-canonical NF-kappaB signal transduction. The transcript has 5 exons. Gene Ontology annotation, cellular component: plasma membrane. Bases 192 to 1238 code for a protein of 348 amino acids. Lineage: Eukaryota; Metazoa; Chordata; Actinopteri; Acipenseriformes; Polyodontidae.